Molecule: messenger RNA, 1266 nt
Organism: Cyphellophora europaea CBS 101466
Lineage: Eukaryota; Fungi; Ascomycota; Eurotiomycetes; Chaetothyriales; Cyphellophoraceae
Exons: 1
Coding region: 1-1266 (421 amino acids)
Cellular component (GO): mitochondrial matrix
Molecular function (GO): protein binding
Source: RefSeq, a predicted model, not a curated record
AUGACUGCUCAUACACUGUACCAAAUGGUCCCACCAACAAUUCGCAGCAUAAUUUCGCGGUCCCAUCAGCAGGCAGCGUUCUCGUUCGUUUGCCCGAGUUGUCAGCUCCGCACACCUGCUGCCUCCCGGUUCUCCAGAGCCAAUUCCUCUCCGAGAGCGACUCUUCAGAAGCAUCAUGGCUUGCGAUCGCGGAACUUCUCUACUACUACGCGACGCUCAGCAUAUGUCAAUCUAACGAAUCGCGGCGUGGUCCGAGUCGCGGGGCCUGAUGCUGCACAUUUCCUCGACGGCCUACUCCCCGCGAAGAUCCUCGGAGUAGGACCAGAACCCAUCUAUACCGCCUUCUUGACGGCGCACGGCAGGAUACUCGUCGAUGCUUUCAUUUACCCCCCUGCCUCAACGGAAGCCCCGGAAUGGUUCAUAGAGGUCGAUGCCGAGAGCGUGGAUAUUCUCACGAAGCACUUGAAGAAGCAUAAAUUACGAAGCAAGUUCGCAAUAGAGCGUCUGAAAGAACCGCCGAUCUUUGUUAGCCAUGACACGGCGCUGGACGGGUCUCAAGCCUCAGGUCCUAGUGCCAUCGAGGGUCUGAGGGCUGGAGGAAAGGAUCCACGGCCAGGCAUGGCUAGCAGAUACGUUGUGAGUGAGUCUUGGGCGGCGGAACUGCGCCAGAAAUUAGGAGACGAGCUGCCUUUAGACGCCUACACGAACGAACGGAUGCGGAAUGGGUUGGCUGAAGGCCAGUCGGAGUUGAGCAGCGAAGCUUCACUACCACAAGAGAGCAACAUCGACCUGCUUGGUGGGAUUGAUUUCCACAAGGGCUGCUACCUGGGCCAGGAGCUAACAAUACGGACCCAUCAUACCGGCGUGGUACGGAAGAGAGUCCUUCCCGUACAGCUAUACGACAAGGACAGCGAAUCUAUCGAGCACAGAUCAGAAUUACCUCCGCCCGGAUCCAAUCUGUCCAAGGUGUCUACCCGUAAAGGCCGUAGCACGGGAAAACUCCUGGCGUCUGGACAGAGCGUGGGAUUGGCCCUAUGCCGGCUCGAGAUGAUGACGGAUAUCCAGCUGACGGCCGAUGCGACGAACUUUGAUCCGAAGGAAGAGUACAAGGUGACGUGGCAGAAUGAUCAGGGCCAGGACCAGUCGGUUUUCGUCAAACCGGUGGUCCUGGAUUGGCUAAGGAAUGGAAUUGAGGCGAACCUGAGGAGGAAGGAGCGAAAGCCUGCGAAGAAGCAGGAUGUGGAUGAGGACGAGCUUGACGAUUGA